This is a messenger RNA of Colletotrichum orchidophilum, 762 nucleotides long. RefSeq lists its product as uncharacterized. Gene Ontology annotation, molecular function: transcription coregulator activity. Gene Ontology annotation, cellular component: core mediator complex; mediator complex. Gene Ontology annotation, biological process: regulation of transcription by RNA polymerase II. Lineage: Eukaryota; Fungi; Ascomycota; Sordariomycetes; Glomerellales; Glomerellaceae. The transcript has 3 exons. The coding region runs from base 1 to 762 and encodes 253 amino acids. The record is from RefSeq and is a predicted model, not a curated record.
AUGGCCGACAACCCGGAAGAGCCAUCGCAAAAUGCGCUGGCCUCAACAUUCCCUAACCCGCCGCCUUUCUGGAGGGACUUCACGCCCGAGAAAUUAGCCCGCAUAGGAGAGCUGCGCAAGGCACAAGCAGAGAAGGACGGCGUUGCUAUCAAGGACUUGCCAGCUCGCAUACCAGACAUCCCCGAAGGUCUCAUAAAUCUUCAACCACCGGCCGAGCCGCCAGCGGGAACUUGGAAAGUCUUGGGCGGGAACUAUACCCUCGAUGACAAGCUUCCUUCUCUCGAAGAAGGCGAAAUCAGGCGAUUGGUGCCGGCGCAUUCAGAGGAGAAGGACGGAAAGCAUCUCGAUCGAGCAUUCGAGCUCAAAAAGAUGACCAAGUCUCUUCUCUUGAACUUUCUCGAGCUCGUUGCCGUCAUGGCUACGGUGCCGGACGACGCUGCCACGAAAAUCGAAGACUUGCGCACCCUCUUCAUCAACUUUCAUCACGUCCUCAACGAAUACCGACCCCAUCAAGCACGCGAAUCGGCAAUCGCACUGAUGCAAUCCAAUCUCGAUCGUACAAGGGCAGAGACGGCAGCGAUUCGAGCACAGGUGGAUAAGGCCAAGCGGGUUCUCGAGGGAUUGGGAAGCCUUGACACUCCAAAGGUUCCAGAAAUUGUCAGCUCAGUCGUUGAUGGCGAGCUGACCCAUACGGAGGCGGAGACUUUUGCCAAGACGAGAGAACAAGAAGUAUGGGGAGAGGCGGAUGCCCUGUUUCUCUAG